Molecule: messenger RNA, 1782 nt
Organism: Labeo rohita (rohu)
Lineage: Eukaryota; Metazoa; Chordata; Actinopteri; Cypriniformes; Cyprinidae
Product: intelectin
Exons: 8
Coding region: 114-1100 (328 amino acids)
Molecular function (GO): oligosaccharide binding
Source: RefSeq, a predicted model, not a curated record
UUUUUUUUUAAAAGGUUUAAACGUCCACGCGCAUUCCCUGACUUGCGCAAGCUUGAAGCCUCGACAGUGCUCGCUAAAUCAGAAGAGGAAAACACAAGACAAAAAGUACAAAAAUGUUUUUACGGAUCCUUCUCAGCCUCUCGCUGUCGCUGAAUUUAUGGUUCUGUGAGGUAUCAUUAACAACUCAACAAGAAGCACCAUCUAUUAUUAUGGAUGAUACCAACAUCAACCCUGAGGCUGCAAAACUUCUGUCCAGAAUUAAAUAUGUUGGUCGAAGCUGCAAAGAAAUUCGCGAGAAGUAUCAUGUUUAUGAUGACGGCCUGUACUAUCUGAUCUCAUCAAGAGGAGUCCUUUACCAGACGUUCUGUGAUAUGACCACUGCUGGUGGCGGCUGGACGCUGGUGGCCAGUGUUCAUGAAAACAACAUGUAUGGAAAGUGCACUGUUGGUGAUCGCUGGUCUAGUCAGCAGGGCGAUAACCCAAACUGGCCUGAUGGUGAUGGGACAUGGGCAAACACAGUCACAUUCGGAGCUGCAGAGGCCGCUACAAGUGAUGAUUAUAAGAAUCCUGGAUACUAUGACAUUGUGACACAGGAUGUAUCUGUGUGGCAUGUUCCUAAUAAUAGUGAGCUGGAACACUGGAGAACUGCCUCUUUCCUGCGAUACCACACUGAAAAUCACUUCUUAACCCUACAUGGAGGAAACCUUUUCAAUUUAUUCAAGAAAUUCCCUGUGAGGUUUGGAAUCGGGACAUGCAUCACUGACAAUGGACCUGCUAUUCCAAUAGUGUAUGAUACUGGAGAUGCGACAUCAACCAAAAAUCUGUAUGGUCCUGUUGUAAGAAGUAUGUUUGAGGCUGGAUUCAUCACAUUCAGAGUCUUCAAUACUGAAAAGGCAGCUAUGGCUAUUUGUUCAGGCGUUAAACCAACUGCUUGUCACACUGAACAUUUCUGUAUUGGUGGAGGUGGACACUUUCCUGAAGGGGCUCCUAAACAGUGUGGGGACUUUACGAGUUUCGACUGGAAUGGCUAUGGUAAUAAUAUACACGCUAGUGCUACCAGAGAGAUGACUGAAGCAGCUGUACUUCUCUUUUAUCGCUGACACUCUGAUCAGUCUAAAAUCUUCUCUUUGAGUAAUAUCACACUGCUUAACACUGAAAUGUUACAUGCACAAUUAUUUUCACAAAAGUAUGUCAUCACAGUAUACAGUAGUCAACGUUGGAAGUGGAUCAAAAAAGUUAAUAAAAGUUGUCCUAAGAUGAGAAUGGGUAUUGUUUUGGUUUUAGGACAACUUGGAUGAAAGGUUUUGAUCCACUUUAAAUGUUGACUACUGUAUAUCCUUUAUAUCAGUCUAUACUCUAAGAAAGCGUAUGUGUAACGUGUUUGUCACAGAUGAAAAAUAUGAAAAAGGAUAUACAAAGAGGCAAUGACAGACUUUCAAAACACACAUGAGAUUCUUCUUUCUUUGCUGUCUUUUAUACCUUUGCCAUCCACCUAUGCUAUAUGAAGUUCCAAACGUAGGUUUGGGAGGAGCCUAAUCAUUCAGUCCUGUCAAUCAUCAUUACGAGCCUAUAUGCAGCUCUUAUUGCACCGUCCCAGCUUCAGUUCUUCCGGCAUCCCUCCACCUCCCCUUCUCCUCCUCUGUGUCUGUUUUCAAGUUUGUUUACCAUUGCCCAUCAGGACUGGAUGGACAGGCGAACUCGUGAAAUAAACUUUUUGUCGGUAGGAUUCUCUGUGAUUGGUAUGAGGUCCUCCGUGUCAUGAUUAAAGCAUAUUCAAAGGCA